AUGGUGAUAAACAACUCUGGGGAGAUUAUCAAAACAGAAUUUCUUGUGGAAGGUCGAAAACAACCACUUAUUGAAAUCAGAGAGAGAACACUGAGAAGUCAAGAACAAUACAUGCGACAUACUUCAGAUGAAGAUUUUCAAAACAUGCCUUUGGAAAGUGUAAUCACCAGCCUAAAAGAGAUCAAUGAAUACCAUGAUGGAGGAAAUGAAGAUGAAAUGAGGGCCCGGCUUAAGAAAUUUGAAAGGACACGGCACAUCAAAAUGUGGCAUGAUCUCUCAACUGUUGCCAAUCAUAGUCACCUGGUAUUCAUGGUAUCAUGUCUGUAUGACCCAGCAAUACAUUAUACAAAUGAGGAGUAUCUUAAGAUGACCAACAUCAAAGAAGAUGUCCAAGCUAGAGUGGAAUCGCCAGAGGUGUAUAUAGUUGCCAGGUCAGGAAGUUCAGAUGCCGAACAAUUGGCCUAUGUAGACACACGACGAGAAUGCCUGGAAGACAUGGGAAGUAAAUUGACAACAAACUCUGGCACUGAUGUCACAGAUAAAAUGAGAUUCUUUCAUGGCGAUAGUCCAGCACGUGAACUUGAAUGUGGACAGCAGAAAGGUGGUAACUACUACUGUUCCGGAUGUGGUGCGUAUGCACAACAAGUUUAUGAGUUAGACUACUGUUUUCGCUGUCGAUGGAUGUCAUUGUCGGAUCGCCAACAGUUGAUGCUAAAUGGGCCCUAUGGUCGAAAAAAUUCUUUGGCAAAAGCUUACAAGCCCCUGCAGAAGUUGAAAAAACAGGAACUGAUAGCAGAAUUGAAUUCAAGGGGGAUUUUUGAAGGUGAGACAAAGUCAGAACUUGAAAAGCUUCUGCAAGAUGAAAUGCAUGGUGUCCAGCGGGUCCCUGUCUUGCUUUACAAUACACCUACCACUUCACUGGAAUCGAUUAACUGUGAGAACUAUGAGAUACUUUCCUUUGAACCUCUACACGACAUUGGCAAACACAUAGAAAAUGUCCUGACAGAACUCCCAGCCCACCUGCCAGCAGAAGAAGCCAAAGACGUAGAAGAAGUCAUCAAACUUUCAAUGGAAGGAAAAGAUACCAAGCGGACUUUUGAUUACCGGCGUGCUAUAGUCAUUCUUGCACAACAUUCCGCCAAGAUAUCAUCUCACCGUAUCCGACAACUCCUGACCUCUUUGGUAGAAAUUCAGAGGCUUGCUUACAGCUCAGAGAACGAAAGAACCCCCAAAUCAGUCCUGCGACUCCACAAUAUGACUUGGUAUCAUGGGAUUUUAUGCCAGGAAGUAUUUGGUUUUACGCUGAAGGAAAUGACAACCCGAAAGCUGUAUGGCAAUUAUUUCCAUGACAUAACAUCCCAUGCAGGCAUGCAGCUUCGCUUAAUCAGUGGAAGAUCCACCAAUGUUGAAGAGCAAGAAAGAGUGUUUAACACAAUUACUAACAUCACCAAGGCAACAUCUUCUUUUCACCCCAGUCACAUCAUUGGUAACAUCUUUGUCAGACUGCAGGCUGAGAAACAGAUGGCAGCUUUUCAGAGUUCGUGUAUCUCCAAGCAAGAAGCAACUGUUUCUAAGCUUGCAUCUUCACUUCCACCAUAUGGAAAUACAAUUAUUCCACAGGAGAUCAUAGAGAAGCACACCCGAUCUUGGCAAGCACACCUCGAGAGAGUAAGUGAUUUUCUGUUGACUGGAAAGGGAAGCUGGUGGAUGGAGCACGAGAAUGGUGACAUCGAAUUUUACGAUGGCGAGCAGCCCCCAGAUAAUCGUUCUGAAGGUCCUUCACUUCAUCACUUUCGAUCAAGUAAUUUCAAAAGCGAAGAGAAAUACCUUGAAGAAUGUUGGGAGAAAUGUUUACGGUUGGGUGUGACACUACCUAUAAAAGUGUUAAGAAUUGAAGAUGAGCAUGGAAACAUGAAUGUGGUACAGCAUUCAUCUGUGAACAGAUUAGAAAUGUAA
This is a messenger RNA of Paramuricea clavata, 1956 nucleotides long. Lineage: Eukaryota; Metazoa; Cnidaria; Anthozoa; Malacalcyonacea; Plexauridae. The record is from the annotation of a GenBank genome assembly.